This is a messenger RNA of Xylaria bambusicola, 3644 nucleotides long. RefSeq lists its product as uncharacterized. Lineage: Eukaryota; Fungi; Ascomycota; Sordariomycetes; Xylariales; Xylariaceae. The coding region runs from base 92 to 3202 and encodes 1036 amino acids. The transcript is spliced from 3 exons. Gene Ontology annotation, molecular function: RNA binding; 3'-5'-RNA exonuclease activity. Gene Ontology annotation, cellular component: P-body; exosome (RNase complex). The record is from RefSeq and is a predicted model, not a curated record. Gene Ontology annotation, biological process: mRNA catabolic process.
AAUUUUGCCAAUAUCAAGUCUCAUAUCCGCAUUGCGUCUUGUGAUUUCUCAGCAUCACUGUUGCCUGACACGGCUUGUUGCAAAUCAAAUAAUGAUGUUACAAGCUUCUGGUCGAUCGUAUAUAUGUUGGAGGUGUACCUCUCGGCGACUGGUUCCGGGCCCGUCCUCUCCAUGGUCGCGCAUACCACCACCGAGGGUCGGAGGUAUCUACAGGGCAGCUCAAUAUAUGAAUACUUCAUCUAGAAAGCUGGCAACGGCACAGCACAACCAAUCUAAGCAAGGUGCACCUAGUGAGGCUCCUGUUAGUGGGCAGCAGGACGAGAAAAGCAGGUUACCCAUACGAGAACGUUUACGUAUAUGGGAAAAGGAGAAUCCAACCAAGGGUGAAAUGAUGUUGAGUGACCUUGCAAGUCAUGGAAGCUUAUCAAAUUCACAUACCCGCCCACAGAAUGUGAGCUUGAUGGAGUUUGACCCUGAGGAUAGCACGCCCUUAUUCAUUGGAGAUGAACUGGCGGAUUUGCGUUCUGAUGAUGCCAUGUUAAGCGCUGGCGACCUCGUCGAACUAUGCUCUGAGGGUUCGAGGCGACCUAUUGUCGCCGUUUGUCUCGGCCGUCUUCAGGGAUAUGAGCAUUUCUACACAGUCAGCGGGAAGUGGUUUUCAGCCAUAGGCAUCAGGACUCUGUUUGUGGUUAACAACUUCGCCACAAUGGAUGAGCUGAAACCAGUCAUCGACGCUCUGCCUCAGGUUGAAUUCUCCAUUGAAGAACUGAAUGUUCUUCAAGAUUUAGGAGAAGGCCCAUCACAAGCCGCAGGAGCAGUACUUCUGCGCAAAAUGCUUGAAUUUAUUCAGAGCGCGGAAGCUGUGUAUCAGGCGAAUGCUGGCACCCUCGACGCCUCUAGCUCCUUUAUAGGAGACCCUAUCAAGCACCGAUACCUUACCUUACACGAAAUUGCUGAACUUUUGAUCUCCGAUACAAUCAAGCGCGGAGAGAAGUUUAGCGCUCAGUCCCUCUAUGCAGUCCAUCGAGCGUUGCUACAAGAUGAGGUGUUUUUCAGACCACUUUUUCGAAGGGGACAUAAGAGAUCAUACUUAUUCGAAGUUAGUCCACUCUCAGAGGUUCGUCUCGUGCAAAAGAUUGAAAAAAUUGUGCGAGAGUAUUUGACCAUGAAAGGUGAUGCCAGAUUUGCUCUGUCAAAACCCGACUCACCUAUAGCAUCCUUCGUAGCCAAUGCCCAGAAAUUGAUCGACGAAAGCCGGAGAAAUCGAGAGUGGUCGAAUGUUGGUAUGAUCGGACUAUCCUCCAAACCGGCACAAGAAAAGCCAGAAUGGUCUGAGACGGACCUGGAGAUCCUGCAGUUCAUUGAACUAUGGGCCAGCUAUCAGAAAUUCCCAAAAUACUCGCGUUUCCAAACCCUCGGCUGCACACUCCUACGAGCUAUUGAUAGAUAUCAGGAGGCAGCAGGAUAUUUGCCUACCACGGGAUGGACCUUCUUACAAGAAGUUGGCUUCAUCCCGCCGUGGGAGAUUCAAGCUCGCUAUAACAUGCGUUUCCCAGGUGUUGAAAUUCAACGGGGUGGUAGCUAUGUUCGACCGUUUAUGGGUAUGCUUGAUAGGCAUAUGAAGCAAGAUAUGCUAGCACUUAUUCGGAAGCCUUUGAGCAAGGCUAUGGCAUACUGCAUUGACGAUAUCUCAGCCAGUGAAAUCGACGAUGCGGUGUCACUCGAACGAACCUCGAACCCAGAAGAAUAUUGGAUUCAUGUACACGUUGCAGAUCCAUCGUCAUCAUUUGGCGCCAAUACACCCUUAGCCAAAUACGCGGAGCUCAUUCCUGAGGCUAUUUACCUUCCUGGGCAUCUUGAGCCUAUGUUACCGGAAAAUAUUAUCAGCGAUCGGUUUUCUCUCGCGCCCGGGAGACCUUGUCUUACGUUUAGCGCCCUCGUGAAUAUGGAAGGCUUGGUUUUGAAGGAGAAGAUCACUGCUAACUUCCUGGAGGACGUUAUAUACAUGACUUACCAAGAUGCGGCUUCAGCUAUCGGUGAAGACCGACAAGGCUCAAACACAGACAGUGCAGCUCCAAAGGUCCAACCGGCAAAUAGGAAGAUGGCCGGGCCGGACGACCUGACGGAAGACCAAAAGAGUGACCUUGUAAUACUGUCGAAACUUGGCAAGGCAAUCCAAGCAAAGCGGCUAGAGAAAGGCGCCAUACCAUUCUUUGAGCCUCGCCCGACAGCAACUGUUAACUUCGACGGCGUUAAUCAGACAGAAUCUGAUGGCUUCAUUACCACCACCGGGGAUCCUUUGAUCCAUGUUCACUAUUCUCGGAGUUCAGAGACCGACCUUGUUGAAAAUGCUAUGAAGCUUGCGAACGAAGUUGCUGCUCGUUGGUGCUUUGAGCGAGGAAUUCCUAUCCCUUACCGCACCCAGCCUCAUGCUUUGCGCAACGCGGCCGUCCUCCAACAAUACGCACGCGACGUACUAAAUCCGAUUCUGAACUCCGGCGCCACCCCGGAUGAUGCAGUAUGGAGGUAUUUCCGCUCAUUAAUUGGCGUGGAUGAGGUCUCGACGACUCCUGGCCCACACUUCGGCCUGGGGAGUGAUAUGUACACCAAGGCCACAUCACCGCUACGUCGCUUUGGUGACUUAAUCGUGCACUGGCAGAUCGAGGCGGCGCUACUGGAGGAGAAGAGGCUGAAGCGUAAGCUAGUUGGUCCUAAUGGCAAGAAAAAGGGCGAUGAUCUUUCGUUCUUGCCAUUCAGCCGCGACCACCUCGAUCGAAUGCUCCCGAUGCUCCGCCUGCGCGAGAAACAGGCCCGUACUCUUACGAACAUCGAAGGUACCGACCAGUGGAUUCUUCAGGCCAUGGCCCGUGCCUGGCAAUUCAAAGAUGGCGUGCUGCCCGACACAUUCAAAUUUACUGUGCAGCACUUGGCUCGGUCUUUCGUCUAUGGCCGGCUAGACUGGUUCGAGCGCUCCGCAACUCUGAGACAUUCUGCUCUUAACAAGGUCAUCAGUAAGACAGAUCUACACAUAGGUGACGUUAUCGAGGUUCGUCUCACCGAUAUCAAUGUCUAUACUAGACAAAUAUUGGUUGAGGCUACACGAGUGCUGAAAAUAGCUGGGGUCAAGGACUCAACGACAGAGGGCGCGCCGGUCCUUUUUGACAGUGGAAGUGUCGAGGAUACACUUGUUGCAAUGAACUGAAACAACAGACUGGAUCGAGAGUAAAAGGUGCAUCUUUGUCAUCUGUAGUAAUAACUUGCUUUAGAAAGGGCUCAUACGAGCCAUAUGAAAUACCUGUAUACUUCUAGGGGCGUAAUUAUGGGCGGAUACGAUAUUAUUAUUUUCUAUACUCUAUGUGACACUCUGCUAUAUUGUAAAUUAGGUAGGUAGGAUAAAAGCAAUUAACAACCCUAUCUUCCAACACAGCACCGUAUGUUUCUUAUUUAAUUAACUUUUGACACUCUAUGUACUUCGGCCAUCUAUUGAAAUGGUCUCACAUCCCAUAUGUGUUAGGGACUACAACCAAAAAUUCACGGUUGUUUUAAUUCUUAACUCAUUUAGACUCCGGCCCGCUUGAGGAUUGGUUGAUAUUGUUCUCUAAUGUUACAUCCUCAUGAUGGGCUUUGAAUUGCGAAUGCGCCAA